Molecule: messenger RNA, 933 nt
Organism: Fulvia fulva
Lineage: Eukaryota; Fungi; Ascomycota; Dothideomycetes; Mycosphaerellales; Mycosphaerellaceae
Exons: 1
Coding region: 1-933 (310 amino acids)
Source: RefSeq, a predicted model, not a curated record
AUGUCAAACGUUGACCUUGGACCUAACAACGAUCUUGGACCAGGCCCGAUUGCGAGUACCGAUGCGCGACCAACAAGUAUAUUGGCGGACGACAGCGUGAGCAGGGCAGGCAUGGAUGCUAUCGUGUCUGCCAUCGGUGAUGGAGCUGCAGCAGCAGUAACAACGCGACCUGGCCAACCUACGGCCGCGAAUGCGCUGUCGGUGUUGCUGUCAGCUUUGCCGAGCGAUGUCAGAUCUUCGAUGGUAUCACAAUUUGAGGCAACGCAGACAUUCUCGACGAGCACGAGGCCAACAUCGACGAGCACAAGGCCGACAGCGUCAUCUACCACACAGAUCACAACACCAUCAGCAAGAUCAUCCACACAUACUCAUGCGAGCAGCACAUCGUCAUCGAUACCUGCCGCCACCACUACUGCUGCACCGCCAGUGGAUUCUCAGCAAAUCUCGAAUGGUACCAUCGCUGGAGUGGCUACCGGUGUUGUAGCAGGCGCUGUGCUCAUCAUCCUUGGCAUCAUCCUGUUGAUCAGACGCAGGAGGCAAGGACAAGCUCCAUUCGGCCCACGUGGAUCUCAGCGAUCGAAAGGCAGCGGUCGAGCAUACCCCGAGGUCGCCUGGCUGUACGACCCAGCUCCUACUCCGCCGAACGAACCUAGCCCUCACCGGGAGGAGUCAGAUGCUUCUCUUCUGCCGAGGGCACCAGAGAUGACUGCUGCCGGUGGAGCGAGUCCACACCUCCGCCCUGUGGGACCUGACAGUCCCCUACUCCCUCCACAUAUGCCUUUCGCGCCGGGAGCGUCACCUGUCACCUCUCCCAACUCUUCACGGAACUCUUCGCCACGUAGUGCGGGUCGGCGGUCCGGACGAAGCUCGAUCAAUUCGAGCGAUCCUAGAAGGCCACUGCAUAUCAUAUCGGAGGAGACGCAUGCACAGUAG